Messenger RNA from Danaus plexippus (monarch butterfly), 1642 nucleotides. RefSeq lists its product as uncharacterized. The record is from RefSeq and is a predicted model, not a curated record. Bases 156 to 674 code for a protein of 172 amino acids. The transcript is spliced from 6 exons. NCBI's taxonomy places the organism in Eukaryota, Metazoa, Arthropoda, Insecta, Lepidoptera, Nymphalidae.
AUGUUUAUUUUGUAUAGAUAAGUGACUCAUUACAGGGAUUGUACAAUUUUAAAGUGAAGGAUUCAUUUAAUAAUAUUAAAUAGUAUCUCUUUCAUAAGGAUUGUAAAUUGUAGAUUUUAUAUGAAAAUUGCGUUCGCAGUUAAGAAAUAUCAAACAUGUCGACGCCAGUAUUAGAAUCUUGUUGGUCACCAUGUAUUUGGGCGUCAACUGUAAAAAGCGGCAGCAGGGCAGUUGCAGUGUACACAAUUGCUAUGGGAUUGAUACUGAUAACCUUUAUAGCAUAUCAGAUGGCUGGAGGUGAUUCAACACAGCUUUGGAACCCUCUGUUUGAAGCUGAUGUCAGAGGAUCACUUCAAGUAUUUGGGAUUAUAUUCAUAGUGAUAUUGGUAACACUUAUUGUGUCGUCGGUUUUAAUGGUGAUUGGUAUUAACAUAUGGAUGAGAGGUCUAAUGUUGCCGUGGCUCAUAACUAUGGCUCUCAUCAUUCUGUUCCAGUUCGUGUUCGGCUUAUGGCUUAUAGGGGGAUAUUAUAUAUAUCUGGAUGCAACUUUUGCAGCGCUUCUAGAUUUCCUUUGGAUGUCAUACAAUAUCUACUGCUGGUUAUGUGUACUAUCACAAUAUCAGAUAAUAUUACAAAUGCAAUCGCCGAACAUCGAAAUACUAGUUGAAUACUAGCAACACUGACACAGAUAAUAAAAUAUAGAUAAUAAAAUAUAUAUAAUUAUGUGUUCAUAAAAAAAAAAUGAAGUAAGCUUAAUAGUUUGUUAUAGUGUCCAGUUUUGUUUGACCUUAAGAAACUUACCGUCCGUAUGAGCUCAUGGUAAUUUAAGACAAGUGUACAAGUAUUGCACUUCCUAUAUUUGUUAUCAUCACAAUACUUAAUUACUGAAAGUAUUGCAGUUACACAUCAAAAUGUGAGUUCCAUUCAUUCCUAUUUUAAUGUUUUUGUGGUCGUUGUGAGAAAAAUUUAUAUUUCUACUCAAACAUUUCAUUAAGUUUUACAAAAUAACAUUGUGACAAAUUAAUUACAAAUUAGUAUAGGUUUAAAGGAUAUAUGUAAUUUUAUUAUAAGGUUGAUAACCUCUGAUGAAUCCGUCCAGUAAUUUAAUAAAAAUAAAGCUGUAUAUUUAAAUAUAGUUAAUUCCGUUCAGUAACAAAGCACGUGUAGUAAGAAUAGCUAAAUAUUUAAUUAAGAGAAUAGAAAUGACGUCUGCUCUUUGAUAAGCGCCUAGUAGAAUUUAUCUUUGCCUAGUUGUUUUUUCAUACCAAAUUGAACAGUUUUAGCAUAACUUAGUUAUUAACUUGAACAUAACAUAACCUUAGAAUAGUUGACUUAAAAACUUAAAAAAAAAACCUGUAAGUCUUUAACAACAAUUCUGUAAAUUUCAGACUUAAUCUUAAUUUCUUUCCUAUAUCUUUAUCAAAUUCAGUUAAAUUACUACUAUCUAUAUACCUUUCUUUGUACAUCAAGCAAUCGUGUUAGGAAUUUUUAAAUUAUGUCGACUUAUUAAUAGUUCCGUGUUAUAGUAAUGUCUGUCUGUCCGUGUGACGUUUUUACGUGAAUUUAUUGUUGAGACGUGUGUCGCCACCGACCAAUUUUUUUAAUACAUUUAUACAUUAAAUAAUAAAUCGUUUACAAAAUA